Messenger RNA from Centropristis striata (black sea bass), 1520 nucleotides. Its product is annotated as putative protein MSS51 homolog, mitochondrial. NCBI's taxonomy places the organism in Eukaryota, Metazoa, Chordata, Actinopteri, Perciformes, Serranidae. The coding region runs from base 1 to 1299 and encodes 432 amino acids. The record is from RefSeq and is a predicted model, not a curated record. The transcript is spliced from 6 exons.
AUGGCGUCUCAGAUCCCUGCACUCACACAGCCUGACACUCCAAGGAUUGACAGCGUCUUUUCGGUCCUGUCCGGCUUUCAUUCUAUGGACUCUGGUGUUCCUGGGCUCUCGAAGGUGAUUCUCGACAAGCUCAACAUGAAAGACUACGGAGAAUACAGGGCUGCCGUUGAGGGAAAGACUAAAGGAAUUGCGUUCCGCAACUACAAAGAGAUGUUCAAGAAGAUGGAGGAGACCUUUGAGUUCUGCGCCAGCUGCAACAAACUCCCAGCGCAUCUUGGCGAGGGUCAGAGCCUGAAACGCUGCGUCAAGUGCUUGAAUGUGUACUACUGCACCAAGGACUGUCAAAAAAAGGACUGGCCUCAGCAUAAAAAGGUCUGCAAGAAGCUGCGCCUGGUGGCCAUUGACAGACUCGUGGAGUGGCUGAUGUUCACUGGAGAUCUCCCGGUCCCCACUGAGAAGUGGUCCAAGUCAGCUGCUGAGGUGAGGAACUGGGACGACUGGCUUCCAAUGCAGGGGAACCUCACACCGCAAAUGGACGCCAUCAUGUCUGGAGCCAACAUGACAACACUUUGGACGAACGUUAGCAGGCCAAGGCCAGAAGACUCUGACCUGAGACAGUCUUUAUGGCGGAUUCAGAGCGAGUUCCUUUCUCGAGUUCUCGCAGUUGGAAUGGCCAUGCGACACUUUGGCCUUGACCCAUACUCUAAACCACUCACUAUUCACAUAGCAGGAGCAUCUCACACUGAGACCAUGGGAGCCAGACUGACAGACUAUGAUGAGCUGAACAACAUGUUCCCCGGGCACCAGGGCAUAGAGGUAGUCAUGGUGGGACCAGAGGUGGCGGACAGCCCCAUUGUAAGACCUCCUCUCAAGGCGUUCGGCCCAAGGCAGAGGGUCUUCAUCAGCGCCUACAAGGCCCUCUACCACCAGUUUUGGGAGGACGUGGUGGAAAAAGAGGAAGCGGCCAAGCCAGAUUUGGUGGUUGGAUUUCAUCCUGGGUUCCACGCUAACCAGGGUCAUUUAGAAGGUUGGCUGCCCACACUUCUGCUGCUCAGAGAUUAUAACAUCCCGACCUUCUACACUAUGUACAGUGAGAUGGAGCUCAAGAGCUCGCUCCAGAUCCUCUUGCAGUUGGAGAUGCACAUAAAAGACAGCGGACCCAAUCCAUUCACCUCACAGAAACCAGAGAUGGUCCAGUCUUGCCCCAACACAACCCCGGUCUACUGCAACUCUCACUACAUCUGUUUCCAGGGACUGCUGCCUCAAGAAGAGUUAGAGGGGCCUGGGUCGGACAAUUAAGAGGCCAUUCUGUGGAAAAUCAAAGGCUGUUUGGGAAGUGCAUCCCUUUAAAGGUUUUAAAAGAGGAUUUGGGAAUUUCCUGAAGUCUUUGGGGGGGACUUCCUGCAGCCUUUUAGAGCAUUUGCUAAGCUGUGGUGCCACUUUACUACUGCAAUAGUGCACCAGACACACUGAAAUAAUGAAUUACUGAGACAGAUUACAGGAAUCACUCAAAGCUUAUU